GGGGGCCGGGGACCGAGCCACCGGGCAGCGCUCCUGACCACUGGAACCCGGCGCCGCCGAGCGCAGCGCCGAGGCCACCGCAGAGAGUGAUCCGAUGGCCACCAAAGAGAAGUUGCAGUGUCUGAAGGACUUCCACAAGGAUAUCUUGAAGCCGUCUCCCGGGAAAAGCCCCGGCACCCGGCCCGAGGACGAGGCCGAGGGCAAGCCCCCGCAGCGGGAGAAGUGGGCCAGCAAGAUCGACUUUGUGCUGUCCGUCGCUGGCGGCUUCGUGGGCUUGGGCAACGUGUGGCGAUUCCCGUACCUCUGCUAUAAAAAUGGUGGAGGUGCAUUUCUAAUCCCGUAUUUCAUUUUCCUGUUUGGGAGCGGCCUGCCCGUGUUUUUCCUGGAGGUCAUCAUAGGCCAGUACACCUCGGAAGGGGGCAUCACCUGCUGGGAGAAGAUCUGCCCCCUGUUUUCCGGUAUCGGCUACGCAUCCGUCGUGAUCGUCUCCCUCCUCAACGUCUACUACAUCAUCAUCCUGGCCUGGGCCACCUACUACCUGUUCCACUCCUUCCAGAAGGACCUGCCCUGGGCCCACUGCAACCACAGCUGGAACACGCCCCACUGUCUGGAGGACACGCUGCGCAAGAACAAGAGCCUGUGGGUCACCAUCAGCACCCACAACUACACGUCCCCCGUCAUCGAGUUCUGGGAGCGCAACGUGCUGAGCUUGUCCUCGGGGAUCGACGAGCCAGGCACCCUCAAGUGGGACCUGGCGCUGUGCCUCCUGUUGGUGUGGCUGGUCUGUUUCUUCUGCAUCUGGAAGGGCGUCAGGUCCACGGGGAAGGUUGUCUACUUCACCGCGACCUUCCCCUUCGCCAUGCUAUUGGUGCUGCUGGUCCGCGGGCUGACCCUGCCCGGUGCCGGGGAGGGCAUCAAGUUCUACCUGUACCCCGAUAUAACCCGCCUGGAGGAUCCGCAGGUGUGGAUCGACGCUGGGACCCAAAUCUUCUUCUCCUAUGCCAUCUGCCUGGGGGCGAUGACCUCCCUGGGGAGCUACAACAAGUACAAGUACAACUCGUACAGGGACUGUAUGCUGCUGGGAUGCCUGAACAGUGGUACCAGUUUUGUGUCUGGCUUCGCAAUUUUUUCCAUCCUGGGCUUCAUGGCACAAGAGCAAGGGGUGGACAUUGCUGAUGUGGCUGAGUCAGGUCCUGGCUUGGCCUUCAUUGCGUACCCCAAAGCUGUCACCAUGAUGCCGCUCCCCACCUUUUGGUCCAUUCUUUUCUUUAUUAUGCUUCUCUUGCUGGGACUGGAUAGUCAGUUUGUCGAAGUCGAAGGACAGAUCACGUCCUUGGUGGACCUCUACCCGUCCUUCCUAAGGAAGGGUUAUCGCCGGGAGAUCUUCAUCGCCAUCGUGUGUGGCAUCAGCUACCUGCUGGGGCUGACGAUGGUGACGGAGGGUGGCAUGUAUGUGUUUCAACUCUUUGACUACUAUGCAGCUAGUGGUGUAUGCCUUCUGUGGGUUGCAUUCUUUGAAUGUGUUGUUAUUGCCUGGAUAUUUGGUGGUGACAACUUUUAUGAUGGUAUUGAGGACAUGAUCGGCUAUCGGCCUGGGCCCUGGAUGAAGUACAGCUGGACUGUCAUCACCCCGGUUCUCUGUGUUGGAUGUUUUGUCUUUUCUCUCGCCAAGUAUGUGCCCCUGACCUACAACAAGGUCUACGUGUACCCAAACUGGGCCAUCGGGUUUGGCUGGGGCCUGGCCCUGUCGUCCAUGAUGUGCAUCCCGUUGGUCAUCCUGAUUCGCCUCUGCCAGACGGAGGGGCCGUUCCUCGUGAGAGUCAAGUACCUCCUGACCCCGAGGGAACCCAACCGCUGGGCUGUGGAGUGUGAAGGGGCCACUCCCUACAGCUCCCGCAUCACGCUGAACGGGACCCUCAUGAAACCGACUCACAUCAUCGUGGAGACCAUGAUGUGAGACCCCCGGGGGCGACGGGGCGGCCGCUUUCCACCUGUUUACUAACAUUAGAUUCUCCUAGGACCAGGUUUACAGAGCUUUAUAUUUUGCACUAGGGAUCUCUUCCUCGUCCUCGUUGGUGUUUUUUGUCAAACGUGAACUCCGUGCGUGUGCGCGUGUGCACGUGUGCGUGAGCGUGUGUGUGUGUGUGUGUGUGUGUAUCGUGGGUGUGCGUAUUUUGUUCUGAUUUUGGGAUAUUUUGUACAAAAAAAAAAUAGAAGAAACCCCCCUUUUUCCACUGAAUUAGGUCUAUUUCAGGGGAACUGGGUGAAAAGUUUUCUUUGUAGAUAUCUUUGUUUUUUUCUCUUUCUGGAACAUGUGACUCUUGACCAUGGGACACUUUGACCAUGUGAAUGACCCUUCUUGCCAGCAAUAGAGAUCGUUUUUUGGGGUUUUCUUUUCCAAAAGCAAUUUUUCGGUGCUUGGUCGAACCAGGAGAAAAUUCUGACCCCCCAAGGAAGACUAAAGUGUUGAGGAUGAUUUUUCAGCCCUGAGCUGCGUCUUGAGGGUGUAGUAUCUUUCCGAACCUGGUUCAGGGGUUCGACAUCCGGAACAGAGUGACUGGCCAGACCCCCCCGAGGAGCAGAAGAGACAGGGCCCAGAGGAGACCCUUCGUUACAUUUCUCUUAGCCAACAAGAAACCUGCCAAAAUCUAUGAACCAGGCCCUCAAGUUAAAUAGAUGGACGAGAGCUCAGAAAGGAGACUCUUGAAGCAGGAUUUGAAAAGUUAAAGAGCAAUAGAAACUCUAGCUCCGGGUUUAAAAAAAAAAAAAAA
Molecule: messenger RNA, 2771 nt
Organism: Marmota flaviventris (yellow-bellied marmot)
Lineage: Eukaryota; Metazoa; Chordata; Mammalia; Rodentia; Sciuridae
Gene: Slc6a6
Product: solute carrier family 6 member 6
Biological process (GO): amino acid transport; neurotransmitter transport; taurine transmembrane transport
Cellular component (GO): plasma membrane; cell projection
Molecular function (GO): gamma-aminobutyric acid:sodium:chloride symporter activity; taurine:sodium symporter activity
Source: RefSeq, a predicted model, not a curated record